Saprolegnia diclina VS20 is the source of this 932-nucleotide messenger RNA. RefSeq lists its product as hypothetical. Gene Ontology annotation, molecular function: protein binding. The record is from RefSeq and is a predicted model, not a curated record. The coding region runs from base 29 to 826 and encodes 265 amino acids. The transcript has a single exon. Lineage: Eukaryota; Oomycota; Saprolegniomycetes; Saprolegniales; Saprolegniaceae.
CCUCCAUCAUUCUUCGAUUCGCACAGCCAUGAGCCCACUCCUCGACGCUGUCGCCGCCAACGAUAUGCAGGCGCUCGCCAAGCACGUGGUCGGGGCGUCGCCACGCGAGCUCCUCGAUGCCCUCGGCGCCGCCUGUCUCGCGCCUGCGUACACGGCCUUCAUGGCGAUCGCGGCAACCGGGUGCCUCGCCAAGACGCCCGACGACAUUUAUGGCUACGUCCACUUGGCCGUCGAGGGCGGCAGCGUGCACAUUGUAGCCGCUCUCCUCCGCCUCACGGGUAUCAAACUCGCGUUGGUCCGUGUGACACUGGACAGUGAGGUCAUGACGCCGCUGCUCGUGGCCGCCAUCACGGGCAACGCCGCUAUGGUGGCCUUUCUCUUGAAGCACAACGACAUGGACGUCGACGGCGGGCGCACGAAAGACGGCAACUCGCCGCUUGGUAUGGCGGCGGCGCACGGCCACAGCAGCGUUGUCUCGCAGCUCCUCGCCGCCGGGGCGUCGCCGCGCCAUCGCAACCUGGAUGGCGACACUGUGCUCGACCUCGCGCAGCUCUACGGGCAAACGAGCAUCGUGGCACUGCUCAUGCACCACGAACGUACGCAAAAGACGUCCGGCGCGCUCGGGCUCAAGAGCCGCAUCCAGCAGCUUCGCCAAGCGUCCUCUGCUUACCAGCAUUACAGCCCCAAUGAUGGCAUCAACUUUGACGCGAUCGAAUCGCGCAUCUCGCUCCUCAAAGUCCGCGCAAGCGAGCAGUGUCUCCGUGCGUCCAUGGCGUCGACGCCCGCGUCCUCGAGCGACGACGAGCGGUUCCGGUCUUUCUUUUAGUUGCCGUGUUUAGUAUUUAAGUAGACGUUCCAGUAGACGUUUUGUGUGUACAGACGAUUGCAAACAUGUGACGCGUCGACUACGUGCCGUGACAGACCCUCGUCAC